Molecule: messenger RNA, 2079 nt
Organism: Tigriopus californicus
Lineage: Eukaryota; Metazoa; Arthropoda; Copepoda; Harpacticoida; Harpacticidae
Product: ABC transporter F family member 4-like
Exons: 1
Coding region: 1-2079 (692 amino acids)
Source: RefSeq, a predicted model, not a curated record
AUGUGCGGUGUAAUACUCACGGCGUUUCUCACUUUGUGGACAAGACCAUCUCCCAACGCGUCACAGCAAGCUCAUUUAGUUCCAAAAGACGUCAACAUCGACCAAGACUCCCCAAGGGCCCAACUAAGCGUUCGUGGUCUUCCAAUUGGCGCCAAACCACAAAUAACAAAUGACAAUGAAGCUGAUGAAGAUGGCUAUCCAGCCCAAGACUACGACGACCAGGUUAUAGAUGACCUUAAGAACUAUAACGAGAGGGAAGAUUACGACGAAGAAGAAUACGAGGAAGGGGAGGAAGCAAAUAAAGACGAGAACCCAUCAACGGCCGACUCUGACUUUGAUGACUUUGAUACUCUUGAAGAUUAUGGCAAUCACGCCGAGUACAAUGACGUCCCUGAUAGCGACAAGGUGAAUGAUAAUGACAAACCCCAAGAGUUAGAAUUCAAUGACAACACUGAACCCAAGGUGGAUGAUCCGGAAUUUGGGGAAAACGAAGAUGAGAAUGAGGGGCUUGGACGCAAUAAACCUUCAGAUACAGACGCAGACGAUGUUAACGCUGAUGAUGAGAAUACAUAUGAUUUGGAUACUAAUGCCAAUGAUGGUAUAGACGAUAGAAAGGAAUCUCCUUUUAUUCUUCGAAAAGAAGAAGAACAAGAAGUCGAUCAGAAACGAGUUCUCAAUUCACCCGAAGACUUACUAGAGACUCGUAAUGACAAAGAACACGUUAAGGCAUCAAGUGUACUGGAGGAGUACAAUCUGGGCCGCUUGGGUGAAAAGAGGCAAAAGGAAGACCCAAAGGUUGAGGAGAGCCCCUCAGAGCAACAAACCGGGAAAAAUAAUGACAAGAUAUCUGACAAUCUUCCAAAUUCGCCACUGGAUGCACAAAACGAAACAUUUUCACAUGAAGUCAAAAACUCCCCACCUCAACAGGUUGAGAAGCAAGUACACGAGGGUGACGGUGUGCUAGAAAAUGAAAAAGCGCUUGAGCAAGAAAAGAGUUUUAAUAUAGACAUGAAGGAUGUGUUGGACGACAAAAAAGAGAAGCUUCCAGCAGCAGUCGCCCUUAAGCAUUUGGAAGAACUGAAAAAUGUCAUGGAUGGAAAAAAGGUGUGGAACAUGGAGAUAUCAAACGGUCAGAAAGAUCAACAGCAACAAGAUUUCGAUAAGAGUCCUGUGAAAGCAAAAGAAAACCUCAAAGUUAAUGAAGAGGACCGAGAGAACACCAAGGAGGAUGACAAACCUGUAGGUUUAAAGGUCCCUCUGAAUCUAUCUGAAGCACAGAAACAGGAAGACACCAUCAUCGAUGAUAAGAACCAACCAGGGAUUAUUUCAAAGAAUAAAAGCACCGAGGUCAAACACGUUCAAGAAGAUUCAAGAAAACGCCCAGUUAUGGGCGUUGAAGGAGAGCCAAAACCUGACAAUGAAACGCGAGAUGUAAUGGAUGAGACGGCUGGGCAGAUCAGAAGUGCCAAAAUGAACUCCUCUUCGUUGCCCAAUCUUCCUCCAAAAGAAGCUAUUCUUGAAACUGAAGCAGUCCAGGCAAAACGAGAAAAUCCUGAAGGAAAGGAAUUCCCCGUUGAUGUGGUCAAGGCCACAGAAGUGAAGAAGAGUGAAAAAAAAGAUGCCAAAGCAAAGGAUGAUGACAAUAUCGAUCCCGUAGAGGUUAGUAAACGAGAAAACGCCAAAGCAAACGAAUUGGCCGCUGAAAUGGUCAAGAUCACGGAAAUGAAAAAGAGCGAAGAAGAAGAAGCCAAAGCAAAGGAUGAUGACGAUAUAGAUCCUGCAAAGGAGGGUAAACGAGACAAUUUAAGAAUAGGAAGAGUGGACGCGGAAAUGGUCUUACGAGAAUUGAAGAAACAGGAGGAAAAAGAAAUCAAACUAAAUGAAGGUAACAAUAUUGAUCUCGAUAAGAACAACAAUGAACCAGUGGUAGUAAAGUGGAAUGAUGAAAAAAAAAUCGGAGCCGAGAAAAGUUCUAGAGAGAUUGAAAGUGUACAAGAAAAUGUUGACGAGUUUUUUAAUCUGCCGCAUCAAAAUUUCGAAGAGCAGAUCAACCGCCCACAUGAGGUCCGUGAUCCCUAA